This is a messenger RNA of Daldinia childiae, 657 nucleotides long. RefSeq names its product putative maintenance of ploidy protein mob1. The record is from RefSeq and is a predicted model, not a curated record. Gene Ontology annotation, molecular function: protein kinase activator activity. Gene Ontology annotation, biological process: cell division; signal transduction; positive regulation of protein phosphorylation. Bases 1 to 657 code for a protein of 218 amino acids. Gene Ontology annotation, cellular component: cytoplasm; nucleus. NCBI's taxonomy places the organism in Eukaryota, Fungi, Ascomycota, Sordariomycetes, Xylariales, Hypoxylaceae. The transcript is spliced from 2 exons.
AUGACUUCCUUCGUCACCACCGUAAACCAGCGCGCGCGCAACCAAUUCCGCGCCCGCGGCGGCAAGGGCGGCAACACAAGCUACCAGCUACGCCAAUACGCCGAAGCCACCCUCGGCGGCGGCAGCCUGCGCAAGGUCGUCAAGCUACCGGAAGGCGAAGACGAGAACGAGUGGCUAGCGGUGAACAUGGUGGACUUCUACAACCAGGUGAACCUUCUAUACGGCGCCAUUACCGAGUUCUGCUCGCCGCAGUCGUGCCCGGAGAUGAAAGCGACGGACGAGUUCGAAUACCUAUGGCAGGACGGCGAGACGUACAAGCGGCCCACCAAGAUGGCCGCCCCGGACUACAUCGAGCAGCUCAUGUCGUGGGUCCAGGCGUCCAUCGACAACGAGUCCGUCCUCCCCUCCCGCAUCGGCGUCCCCUUCCCCAAGUCCUUCCCCGCCCUCGUCCGCCAGAUCUUCAAGCGCAUGUACCGCGUCUACGCCCACAUCUACUGCCACCACUACCCCGUCAUCCGCGAGCUCGGCCUCGAGCCUCACCUCAACACCUCCUUCAAGCAGUACGUCCUCUUCAUCGACGAGCAUAACCUCGCCACUGGCAAGGACUUCUGGGGGCCUCUCGGUGACCUCGUCGAGAGCAUGCUGCGUAGCGAUUGA